Messenger RNA from Tauraco erythrolophus (red-crested turaco), 417 nucleotides. NCBI's taxonomy places the organism in Eukaryota, Metazoa, Chordata, Aves, Musophagiformes, Musophagidae. The record is from RefSeq and is a predicted model, not a curated record.
UUUGACCGGCAGUUCUACAGCGAGAUCCUGGACGCCACGCUGACCAUCACCGUCACCAUGCGGACGCUGGACCUCAUCGACGAGGCCUAUGGCUUUGACUUCUACAUCCUCAAGACUCCAAAAGCCGAUAUGUGCUCGAAGCUCGGCAUGGAUUUAAAGCGAACGAUGCUGUUGCGACUUGCACGGCGGGAUCCUAAACUGCAUCCUGAUGAUCCAGCCAGAAGAGAGGCGAUCUAUAAUAAGUACCAGGAAUUUGCGAUCCCAGAAGAGGAAGCUGAAUGGGUUGGCUUGAGUUUAGAAGAAGCAAUAGAGAAACAGAGGCUCCUAGAAAAAAAGGACCCUGUCCCACUCUUUAAGGUGUACGCUGAAGAGCUUGUCAACCAACUGAAAGAACAAGCACCGCAGCAACAGCAGUAG